CAUCCCUAUUCUGUGGUUUAAGUUGACACACAUCCAUAGUCGGACUAUGGAUUUGAUUAAAAAAUAGUAGUACUUUAUCAAUGGAUCAAGCUCUAUUAUUAUUUAUGGUUACAUUACUGAAAGAUGGCGGGUGAUGAAAGUGACAGUAAUCUUAAACCGUCUAGCGUUGCUAUAAUAAGAGAAGUAUAUGAUAGUGAAAAUGCCCACAUUAAAUUUGAAUUGGAAUUGGAAAGAGCACUUGAGGCUGGAGUCAGUGUUAUCGUAAUUGAGCCCGAACCAUUAGGUGAAGAGACUGCAAGAUGGAUCUAUGUGGGAAACCUCUUACAUAAAGUGUCUGUUUACAGUGGAAUAUUAGGUAUUACUGCAGGAAUUGGUUGGAGUUCUAUAGCAUGUACCCCAUUUGGAUUAGUUUCUGUACUUUGCGCUGGCUGCUAUACACUAUCAUGGCAAUGGGAUCCUUGCUGUAAAUACCAAGAAGAAAAAAACCACCGUCACCUGUCAACCCUGCCAAUAUUAAGCGACCUUACGUCCGCUUCACCUGUUGUACUUGUACGCACAGAUAACAGACGAAAAAUUGUUUUACAUAGCACAAUCUCUAUUACUGCAGCUGCUAUUUGUUUAUGGAGAUUAUAUAAUAUGUUUAAGUAAAAUGAUUAUUAAUUUGCUCAAUUUAAGCUUUCUUAGUUGGAUGACAUUUGUAAGGUAAAUGAUUCCUUACAGCUAUUUGUCUUAAUUUAGUUAUGUAAUUGUACAAUAAUAAACUGUAUAAAUUUGUUUCUAUUAUUAAUUCACUGUGUUGUAUAGUUAGUUGCUUAUAAUAUUGUACAAAAAUACUUUGUUUAUUGUAAAAAUGUUAGUCUAAAGUGAAUGAAGGUUUGUUCUUUAGUAGUGAAAUAAGUAUAAUAUGACUAUUAUCAGGUGGUCACAAGUAUAUAACAAUAAAACAAUGAAGUAUG
Leptidea sinapis is the source of this 956-nucleotide messenger RNA. It is a transcript of the gene Pmi, whose product is annotated as transmembrane protein 11 homolog, mitochondrial. Gene Ontology annotation, biological process: inner mitochondrial membrane organization. NCBI's taxonomy places the organism in Eukaryota, Metazoa, Arthropoda, Insecta, Lepidoptera, Pieridae. Gene Ontology annotation, cellular component: mitochondrial inner membrane. Bases 124 to 648 code for a protein of 174 amino acids. The transcript is spliced from 3 exons. The record is from RefSeq and is a predicted model, not a curated record.